Messenger RNA from Neurospora tetraspora, 1621 nucleotides. Its product is annotated as phosphatidic acid phosphatase type 2/haloperoxidase. Bases 121 to 1314 code for a protein of 397 amino acids. NCBI's taxonomy places the organism in Eukaryota, Fungi, Ascomycota, Sordariomycetes, Sordariales, Sordariaceae. The record is from RefSeq and is a predicted model, not a curated record. Gene Ontology annotation, biological process: phospholipid metabolic process. The transcript is spliced from 2 exons. Gene Ontology annotation, molecular function: phosphatidate phosphatase activity.
CUUUGUACACCCAACAACUGUACAACUUGAACUGGAACAAGGGCUGCCACUACAGGCCAGUCUCAACCAUCCAUCAAGUGGUGAUAUCUUCUGAGAAUACAUCACCAAGCACACAACAAGAUGGGCUUCUUCAACCGUCAACCCCGCGCCGCGGAUGGCACUGCACCGCCUGUUGCUGACGGCCAUCACACUACUCACAAGGAGCGCAAAGCUCGUCGCCAUGGCUUCGAGCCCUACACCAUGACCACCAGGCCUACUUUCGGCCAGUGGCUCAAGUACACUUGGCUCGACAUUCUCACCAUGGCCGUCCUCGGUGCCAUCGGUCUCGGCGUCUACUACGCCCACCCGGCCCCCUCCCGCUCCUUCGCCGUCCAGUUCUCCGACGGCGAAGUCGUCUACCCGCAAUUCGCCUACCCUAUGCGCAAGGAAAUCAUUCCCAUCUGGCUCGCCGCCUUCCUAGCCGCCACGAUCCCCAUCUUCAUCAUCCUGUGCAUGCAGAUCCGCAUCCGCUCCUUCUGGGACGUCAACAACGGCAUUUUGGGUCUUCUGUACUCGCUCAUCACCGCCGCCGUCUUCCAGGUCUUCAUCAAGUGGCUCAUCGGCGGCUUGCGCCCUCACUUCCUGACCGUCUGCAAGCCCGACAUCUCGCGCGCUACCAACACCCAGAUUGCCCAGCAGGGUUACUCGGAGCAGGGUUUUGCGCAGAUUUACUACACCAAGGAGAUCUGCACUGGAGACCAGAAAGAGAUUGAUGAUUCCUUGGAGUCUAUGCCGUCUGGCCACUCCACCGCUGCUUUUGCUGGCUUCAUCUUCCUCGCUCUUUAUCUGAACGCCAAGCUGAAGGUGUUCUCCAACUACCACCCCGCUCUCUGGAAGCUCGCGGCCGUCUACGCUCCCGUGCUCGGCGCGUGCUUGAUCGCCGGCGCCUUGACCAUCGAUGAGUUCCACCACUGGUACGAUGUCCUUGCUGGCGCGGUUAUUGGUACCAUCAUGGCUUUCAGCGCUUACCGCAUGGUGUAUGCGAGCAUCUGGGAUUGGAGGUACAACCAUAUCCCCCUCAACAGGUCAAACCCCUUCCCCUUUGGCAGCCGCGACGAUAUGGAGCUGGGCGGCGCUACUUUCACCAGGCAGGUUGGCUGGGGCACUAGCGGUGCUGGCUUCCCGUUUGAUGACAAGCAUGGUUAUGCUGGUGGUGGAUAUGGUGGCCAUGGUGGUUAUGGUGGUGGAUCGGCGAUUAACCGCAAGCCGGUUGCUGGUAACGGCGUUGGAGGGCCAUUCCAUAACAAUGGCGUGAGGGGUGAGCAGAUGGUUUAAGGAGUUCCCAGGUGGACUCGAAAGAAGAGGUGUUAUGAGAAGAGGAGAGGUGUUGAGAGGCUCAAUGAAGGAAUAAAGGAAGGCGGUGGAAGUUGCCCUUUGCUCAUGCCUGGUCAUGGGCGGGUAUAAUUACGAAGUACGAGUACCCUACGACCUAUGAUGUUUUCUUAGCCUGUCGUUCACAUUGUUCCUGGCGUUCUGGUGUUGGCUAGGAAUGACCUGAUGAGCGACGAGAGUUCGAAUACCCCCAUCUUGUUUCAGCAUACCUAAUUAUUACACUGAACAUGAUCCAAUUCUUCGAACAUUU